Molecule: messenger RNA, 3508 nt
Organism: Dermacentor andersoni
Lineage: Eukaryota; Metazoa; Arthropoda; Arachnida; Ixodida; Ixodidae
Source: RefSeq, a predicted model, not a curated record
AGCCGGGAGAGUCCCGCAAAAGUGCGUGCGCGUAGUCAGACGGAGUUGGACGCGCCACUCACAGACCGGGACCACACGCCCGCGCCAGUGCCCUCCGACGUCUCCAUCGGCAACAGAAACCCGUCGAGCCGACCGAGCGACCUCAUGAUGGCAGGCAGCAAGAUAACGUUCCUGGUGUUCUUAUUCGCGGUGGUUGUGCUGCCGGCGAUCGUCCACUGCAGGUCCAUCUUCAGUCGUGACCGGCGCAGCGGCAUCUCUGACCAGCGGCUGGCCGAACUCGAGACCCUGGCUGGGCUCAAGUCCCUGCGGCACCGGCUCAAGGGCAUCAAGUUCCCAGUUGCCUACGGACUCGUCGAUCCCAACCAAAUUGGCAAGAGGAAGCGUUCCUUCGACUCCCUGGAAGAGUCCCAGCAGGCGCAGCAGCCGUCCCAGCGCGGUGGCCAAUCGGGUGCCACCGACACUUCUUCCUCGUCGUCCCUCUACCAAAACCUUGUAGACGACGCGGCGCUCGAGGACUACCUGACCGGACUGCCCACGCCCGACGUGACGGCGCCAAGGAUCCGGUCGCCAGGCCAGCUCAUCAGGAUAUAGAACGGCUUCCUUCUUUUCUCGAUCUCGCCCAUCCUUUAAGACACCCACCUCGACGCAUUUGUUCAGUACUCGCUGUAAGACGAAAAUGCCCCCGAUUCGUCCAUAGCCCUCGUACGCUAUUCGUUCAGGUGGUGGUGCUGGCGUUUACGCAUCACAGUGGCUAUUAAGUGAAGUGCAGAAUCUAUGUAAAAAAAAAAAGCAACGUUCACUGCUGAAAAGCCAGAAAAAAAAAGAACACUGAGUUGUUUUCCUUAUGUGGAAAAAAAAUAAGACGAGGAAAAUCAACGAUACAGCCUUACUCCGCAAGCAUAUGUUGUAGUUGUCGAAAUAACGAAUAAAAAAUAAAAUAAUAAUAAAAAAAGACGAGUGCAGUUCUAGCGAGAGCCGGAGGUGACGAUGACCAAUGAAAAUAACAUGGGUGAAAGGUUAGCAAACAAUGAAACCUGGAUAUCGCAAGCAAUGAGGGACUGCCGCGCUCAACACUUUUCCUCAGACGAAACAGUCCACCACGCUUCUUACAGUGCUUUCUGUGCACGAUGCACUCGCAGCGUCCCAUGUUUCCCUCUUUCUCUAUUUUUACCACUGCUGUGCUGAGGCUUCUCCUUUCUUUGGUUCCUUAACAAUAUGUUGCUUUAAAAGACAUGUGUGACGCUUUAUUGUGAGCGCCUUGGCAAUUGCCGACGAUGUGCCCAACACCGACUGUUUGGAGUGAUGAUAAAUUGUUAUGGCGCCAAUGCAUCGACAACCAACGCCAUGAGAAGUGUACUACAGGUGCGUAAAGAAAAAGGCACAAAAUAUAUUUCUUAGUUUACGAGUACGAAACUGGUAGAAGUGCUUUCAGAUGAAGUUGAAACGCUUGUGCACACUGAUUCCACGUAGAAAUUGGGCUGUUUUACGAUUCUUGUGAACGGAGAAUGGGUUGAAUGAAACGCAAUUUCACACGACUAUUCGUUCGUGGUUUUUACGGCGUAGAUACCAUGUUGUCUCGUGGCUUUUGGAGAAAGAGGUUUAAAGACGUCUUGGGGCAUGUUGAGGUUGCCAGAAGAUAUCACACGCAUUUCCUUAUAUUCCACCUAUGGCAUGGCAAACGCUCCAGUCUUGGUUGGCUACAAAGGCAGAGUCAGCUGUCAUUGGCUUGUAAGAGAAUAUAGAUAUUACGUUCACGAGCACAUUAGUCUUGGUAAAUUGAACAGGCUGGAGUGGCUAACCACAAUAAUAUAUCGCUGAUGCUUUGAAUAAAUGAGUAAAUGCUGGAGGUUUUCCCGUGAGGAACAGCGGAGGUGUUUCUCAUACAGCAGCAGGGUAAAUAAUUAGUGAAUAGACGCGUAAUUAAGCUUUCUAACGUCACGUACCGAAUAAAGCAAUAAGCUAAAGCACUUGCCGCCGAGCGCAAAUCAAAACUUUUGCAAAUGCCACCCGUUAACAUGUGUGAAACGGUGCGCAAUGUAAAAACAAAAAUAGUUAAUCCUCCUUCUCUAUUUUACCCGACACGUUUUCUACAUCUUAAUUCGCCGGAGUUAGAAUUCUAAAGCGUUCAGUGUUGUCGGCUUCUAAACAUUUCACCAGAGCUUCCCACAGAGCGUUCCAAUCUGAAAUUGUGCGGAUGUGUGUCUCCGUAUUAUAGAACGUUCUCUUUACAUUACGAAAAAUAUUUAUAAUAACCCCGCAUACAUGUUGUAGCCGAAACGUGAACGUCCUUAAUACAGCUAUAGGACGCUCGUUUUCAGGGGAUCAUAACCGCUCCUGAAGGUAUAAGGUGCGCAGAUCGGCCAAUCCUGGCUGCAAGGGGGUACACUCAAGAGAAUCGGCUAGAACGUUGUCCAACCUCAUUUAUUAAUACUCCGUCAUGAUGUUUCUUGAAAAUAAAUUUGCUUUGUGCACUUGGCAAGCGCUUUGGCAAGGGCCGGACAAGGCUGAGCACAUACUUGCAGAAGAUGGGAAAUCAUCGGUGCUCGUUCAUUGAGAAAAACAUCUGACACGAGGCCUGCGAAUGCGGACUUAAUGCUAAUAAGAGGCAUCCUAAAUAAUGCGUGCAGGAAUUACAACGAACGCAGCUAGCGCGGGCACAUCGUCGGCACGGGGCAAAACUGCAGAUUGCAUCGCUGCGUCUUCUUGCUUUCUUUACGAUUGCUUCCAGUUAGCCCUCAACCGUGGGCUCGUGCUUUCUUAUCAGGGCGGCUACGCGCGAUGAACAAAAAAAAAAAAAGAAGCAAACAAAUGGGGCACGCUUCUUAACGCUUACAAACCCGCAGUGCGAUGUUUGUCAGACUGUCGUCGGCUAUGAUUGAAUAAUUUAUGCCGAUGCGUUACACGUCAACGUUUCUGUCUCAGACGACUGUGCACCUAUACGUGCGAUGAGUGGCUUGAACAUAUGCUUUCCAUUAAACCUCCCCGCCGCGAAUCCUCAGUCGACUGUCAUUGGGUCUUUUGUGAGAGAUGCUUAUGAUGAUGUCAUUGUGUUAUGCUCUACAUUGUGAUGUCUUGAGAUUAUAUUUAUUGAAGAUGUGUUGCGCAGAUUGCGUGGAUGUUGUGGAGCUGUUCAUUUUGGAAUUACCCGGGAAUACCCUUUUAGCAGCUACGAGUUUCAAUUGGUCACGUCAGCGCGCGACGUCGGAGAUGACGGUACGAUAUUCGUUGUCGCUAGAAAAUUCAUUUCACUUCACCCAGCUAAGUGUUCUGUCCGAUGUACUUAUUCGCUUGGCUCCCAUUAUGCUAUUUAUGAAAUAAAAAGAAUGAUUUCAUUGUAUUAUAUACAUUGCUUUACCCUUUCAGUACUGUUGUUUCUGUAGAGUGCCGCUCUCCUUUUCUGUCCUGCGCUGCAUUUUGUAAAUAUAGGCGCCUUUAGAGAGUUCUACUCAGUGUUUGUGCCGGUUAGGAUCAGUGUUGCCAGAAUAAAAUGUACUGUUCGUCUGUUGAA